Molecule: messenger RNA, 2725 nt
Organism: Sinocyclocheilus rhinocerous
Lineage: Eukaryota; Metazoa; Chordata; Actinopteri; Cypriniformes; Cyprinidae
Product: vesicular glutamate transporter 3-like
Exons: 11
Coding region: 788-2725 (645 amino acids)
Biological process (GO): synaptic transmission, glutamatergic; transmembrane transport; neurotransmitter loading into synaptic vesicle
Cellular component (GO): synaptic vesicle membrane; excitatory synapse
Molecular function (GO): L-glutamate transmembrane transporter activity; neurotransmitter transmembrane transporter activity
Source: RefSeq, a predicted model, not a curated record
GAACCUUCAUUUGCAUGAAUGCAUAUGUUCAUUUUGAUUGUGGAAAAUAGUAAAUCCCUGUUUCUCAGUUAUUUAUGACCUUUGCAUUGAAUGGCAGACCUUCAGUGAGGAAGCUCCAGAUUUUAUUCAUGGAAAACAGACUAUUGAGGCUCCUAAAACAAGCAUCAGUGAAACACAGCCUGAGAGCCGUGCAGACUACCGAUGAAUUUUUUAGACCUCAAUAUCUGAAUUUUUAAAGCACACUGCAUUUUUGAUGAUUAUUGCAUAAAAAAGGUACAGCCCUUCAUUUACAGAAGCAAUAGAAUUAGAUUGCAUAUGUGACUUUUGUGCAUCAACUACAGUGCAACGGCCCUCACAGUUUGAACCUUUAUGUCAGUGUUUGGUUGUUGACGUUGAUACAUUUGACCCAUGAACCCCUGGAACGGUUUCUCGGGAUAAGGGUUAAACUGGGACUAGAGGACGCAGUGUCUUGUUACACCUGCUCGUAUUAUACAACCCCGAGCCUGCGAUCCUUGACUUCACUGUUAAUAUUUAAUGAGCUCUGCUAGUCACUCUUUUUGGCCUGCUUUCGUAUGGGCAAGACCAAGAAGGGAGGGGUUGGAGAAGAGGCAGGUGUUCGGCAUCUUCUGUCACUGUCUGUGAGGGAGCUGAGGAGAACGCCGGAGUUUCCAUUAUUGAUGUAUGCCAACAUAACAUUCACAAUGCCGAUACAUUGACCCGAAGACACCCGGAUUUGCCCCAUUUCUCUCCUUGUGCCUCGUUUCUGGAUGCUCUUAGCCCAAACCGCAUGAAGGAUUGUACCCAGACCGUCCAAACCAAAGUCCCUCCUCUUCUUUCUCUCUGUUCCGUCUAUGGCUCAGCAUCUCUCCUCCCCUCCAGCACACCUAGACCAUCUCAGUCCAGCACAGGAGAGGAUGUGCACCAGCGUCUAGUGGAUAUCCUGCUCUUUUUUUCUGCAAGAGCAGAAGUGAGAGAAGACAAGUGUUUGAGGGUCAGAAGAGCAAGGGAAGGAGAAAUGCCACUGGGGGGGUUUGCGGGUCUAAAGGAGAAGCUCAAACCGGGGAAGGAGGAGUUGAAGAACAGUGUGGGCGACUCUCUGGGGAACCUGCAGAAGAAGAUCGAUGGUUCUAAUGCGGCUGAAGAGGACAACAUUGAGCUGACAGAAGAUGGUCGGCCAGUGGCGGCCCCUAAACACAGCCCACCCUUUUUUGAUUGUGGCUGCUUUGGCCUCCCCAAACGUUACAUCAUCGCCAUCCUCAGCGGACUUGGCUUUUGCAUCUCGUUUGGCAUCCGCUGCAACCUCGGUGUAGCCAUUGUAGAAAUGGUUAACAACAACACUGUCUACAUCAACGGGACUGCCGUCAUGCAGCCAGCUCAGUUUAAUUGGGAUCCAGAGACAGUGGGAUUGAUACACGGCUCUUUUUUCUGGGGCUACAUUGUCACUCAAAUCCCUGGAGGUUUCAUCUCCAAUAAGCUAGCAGCUAACAGGGUGUUUGGAGCAGCCAUUUUCUUGACGUCAGUGCUAAACAUGUUUAUUCCAUCAGCUGCCAGGGCCCACUAUGGCUGUGUCAUGUUUGUGCGAAUCUUACAAGGACUGGUGGAGGGUGUCACAUAUCCAGCCUGCCAUGGGAUGUGGAGCAAAUGGGCUCCUCCACUGGAAAGAAGUCGUCUGGCUACUAUCUCAUUCUGUGGAUCGUAUGCAGGAGCUGUGAUAGCCAUGCCACUGGCUGGAGUAUUAGUGCAGUAUGUAGGCUGGCCCUCUGUCUUCUAUAUAUAUGGUGUGUUUGGCAUAAUAUGGUAUAGUUUCUGGCUCUUGCUGGCUUAUGACAGUCCAGCAAUCCAUCCCACUAUCAGUGAGGAAGAAAGGACAUACAUAGAGACCUCUAUUGGGGAAGGAGCCAAUUUAAUGAGUUCUACUGAGGUAGUCCAAAGUCUUCUUUCAUGCAUUUGGUAUAAUAAACUUCAGCCAGCUUACUUUGAAGAGGUCUUUGGGUUCCCCAUCAGCAAGGUGGGCAUUCUGUCAGCGGUGCCACACUUGGUGAUGACGAUCAUUGUGCCGAUAGGAGGCCAGCUGGCUGACUUCCUGAGGAGUCGGAAAAUCCUCUCUACUACAACCGUGCGCAAAAUUAUGAACUGUGGAGGUUUUGGCAUGGAGGCCACGUUGCUCCUGGUGGUUGGGUUCUCACACACACGUGCAGUGGCCAUCUCAUUCCUCAUCCUGGCGGUAGGCUUCAGUGGAUUUGCGAUAUCAGGAUUCAAUGUAAACCAUCUGGACAUAGCUCCUCGCUAUGCCAGCAUUCUUAUGGGCAUCUCUAAUGGAGUAGGUACCCUGUCUGGAAUGGUGUGCCCCCUCAUUGUCGGAGCACUUACCAAACACAAGACUCGCCUGGAGUGGCAGCAUGUCUUUGUGAUUGCUUCCAUGGUGCAUUACACUGGCGUGAUCUUCUAUGCCAUCUUUGCCUCUGGUGAGAAGCAGGACUGGGCCGAUCCUGAGAGCACCAGUGACGAGAAAUGCGGCAUUAUCAGGGAAGAUGAGCUGGCUGAUGAGACAGAGCACAACAGCGACAGUGCCCUGGCCACCAAGCAGAAGACCUAUGGAACCACAGAAAGCUCUGCAGGCCGCAAGCAAGGCUGGAAGAAGAAGAGAGGCAUGACCAUGCAAGCAGAUGAAGAUCACGGAUCAAAUCAUUCUGAAAAUGGGGAAUAUCAGAAUCAGUAUCAAUGA